CUUCUAGUUCACUCAAAGAAGUAUUUUAGAGAAAUGGGCUCAAACCGCAUUAAGAUAACGUUGUCGUUUCUCUUUUCCCUUGUCUCCACAAUUGGUCCUCAGUUAGUAAUCGCUGAAACAAACGUUAGAAAAGAAGAAAGUUGUAAAUUAAGCCGAGCGACUCCAGUGCUUGAGGCUUUGGAAAAAGCAGUGUUUUUUUACAAAGAAUAUGGCGAAGAUUUAAACUUAGACGCAUAUUUUGGUCUUCGUAUCGCUGAAGGUACUUUGUACGAGUUAAUAGGACAAAAGAAAACGGUAAAAGCGUUAAUGAAGUCUUGCAUCCUGAAGCAAGUCGUUCAACUUCAGACUCUGGUCUCUCAAAUUGGUUCAAAAUCGAUGACUUCACUAAGGCGCAGAGAUAUGCAUUACUUCAAAAUGGUUGGAUACACUGUAUCACAGCCCUGGUUUACGGUCAAAAAGUAUAGGAAAAUUGACCCCAAGCUCACAACACCAUUCGACAAUAACGAACUUUCUGAUGAUAUUCUGCAUGAUUAUGAGCCCUGCCUGGCCAGGUUACUCGGUAGUCCUUUAUAUGGAAGUAGACCUUGUGACGUGCCUAAGGAAUGCUUGGAAGUGAUGAUGCGACCGGGAGAGGUUGGAUACGUGCUAACGCACCAAGCACUUUAUUUCAUGUUCGGUGAGCAAAGAGGAUGCCUUUAUGUGUUCUCAAGAAAGAUAGAAGAGUACAAAAGCUCAUUGGAAAAAGUCUACGACAAAAUUUGCUCCAAUAUUUACACUCAGCUGUUAUUGGUCGAGCAGGUUCGUCCAUUCAAGCGAGUCGACGCUGAUCUGAUGAUGGAACAAAGCGUUGUAUGUGGCUUGCUUGGAUACUAUGAGUUCUUAACCCCACAUCGGUUGGCGAAUAUCAAAAGGUGGCAGCGACCGAAUGGUUGCUAUGGAGACAUCGUAAAUGAGGAGGAAUUAAAUAGAAAAAUGGGCUGGAAGACAAUGAGAAAAUUGCUAAUGGGAAAAGAAUUAUCCGAUGGAUGCGAAUCACACAUCACCGGAGUUGGCACGGCCCUACUGUCAAUUUACCUUCGUUUCGUAAUUGAUGAAGAGUUGUUAAUAGUGAAUUCAACUAAAGCUAGCAAUUUCUAAGAACUUAACCAGGAUUUGUCAAAAAAUCAGGACUUAUCACAAAAAUAUUUAUGAUCUCGAAGUAUUAAUUGUGUAAAUAAGGUGCUGAAAAGAUUUACAAACAUUAUUACAACUGUCGUUGAAAUAUAAAAUGAAGGAGUGCUGGAAACGCGUUAUAUCGGAAAGGAGCAAACUAAAUAGACAUAACUUAAACUGCAAGUGAUUA
Stylophora pistillata is the source of this 1342-nucleotide messenger RNA. Its product is annotated as UPF0764 protein C16orf89 homolog. Lineage: Eukaryota; Metazoa; Cnidaria; Anthozoa; Scleractinia; Pocilloporidae. The record is from RefSeq and is a predicted model, not a curated record.